ACUGUUCCAGACAGACGCAAUAUUCAAGGGCGGCGACCGUCACCUUGGAGCAGGCAAACGGCCCAACCUGGAGGCGGCCUGGGAGGACACCACCCCCCGGGGCUGGGGUGGGGACACCCACGUGCAGCCACCACGUUUUCCUUGCGGGUCGGUGGGGGAGGAGAGAGGGUUUGGGGUCAGCGGCCGUUCCCGGGACCGGUAUUCAGAACGCACAGAGAGAGGUGGUAGCGGAACCUUUCUCCUCCGCCUCGCUCUCGCUUCCCCCCCGGAACCGGUUGGCGUCGGACCCAGUGGUGGAGGCUUAUAAACAUGGAGACAGCCGGUGCCAGGCCUGGGCCGCCGUCCUCUGGUCUCGACACUCCGGGAUCCCCAGACGAUCGGCUUUUCCUGGUGAAAGGUGGAGUUUUCCUUGGUACUGUGGCUGCAGCAGGAAUGCUAGCCGGAUUUGUUACAACAUUAUCAUUGGCUAAAAAGAAGAGCCCUGAAUGGUUCAAUAAGGGAAGUAUGGCCACAGCUGCCUUACCAGAGAGCGGGUCUUCCCUUGCCUUGCGAGCCCUGGGUUGGGGCUCACUUUAUGCAUGGUGCGGGGUUGGUGUGAUCAGCUUCGCAGUCUGGAAAGCUUUAGGAGUUCACAGUAUGAAAGACUUUCGAAGGAAACUGCAAUCAAUAUUUCCAGCAAUUCCCAAGAACUCCGAAUCUUCUCUUGAGUGGGAGGAAACAUUGAAAUCCAAAUGAGAUGAGCAUGGUGGGGAAAGUCUAAAACUGUCAUGGCAAGGGUAGAUUUGGAGAUGCCACAGAAGCAAAGGGACUCCCCUGAUUUGUCAUCAGCAACAUGUGCCUUGGUGACUGAACCCACGGGAUGGAUGGCGUUCAGUGUCCACACAGGAGGCCCACAGUCUGUGUGCUUUACUUUAACAUUGAUGUGGCGUGUGUGUGUAUUAAGGUUGUCCCAAAAUUAGGAGGAUCCUUUCAAAGUAAUUAUAUGGAUAAGUUCUUGGUGGAGAAGAUCCCAAGGGAAAUACUUCUGUUAGUAACAGCUAAAACCAAGUUUUGUACCUGAAAAAAAAAUGUAAAAUAACAGACGAUGGAAAAUCUUUAUAGACAAACUCCUACCAGCACUGGUACCUCAGUGUGUCUAAUUAAAUGAGUUUCCACAGCCUUUCUUGUUGGUAUGUGAUUGUCAGGACAUGGAAGGCUCCCUCCUGUUAGGCCAACUCCACAGUGACAGGUGAACAGGGAAACCCUGUCUGUCAGGCCCCAGCAGGUGUGUCCUGUUGUCCUGAAUGCAGCCCUAGAUUUGCACCUGCUCGUCAGUUAGCUGAUGAGCUCACCUCAAGGCCCUGGAAAUUCUCAGACAUAGAGAAGCAGCAGCCAGUAACAGAUUAUGCUAACCUGAAAAGGUAGUCAUCUAAAAUAAUAAUGAUAUAACGGAUAUAACACGUUCUUUUUUGAGAAGUUGGUUCUGUGUCCCUAAACAUUGACUAAUAGUUUGUAGUUUUAUCUCAAUUGUUAAUGUAAAAAUAGGCCAGUUAUCACCUAUCUUAAAUAUUUUUAACCAGAAAGUUACCUAGGUAUUAAGUCUCAAUAUUAAGUAGUUAGUUCUGCCACCUCAUGGAUUCUUACACAUAGGCCCAGCCCUUUCCUGUCCUCCAUGAUAUCUUAGAGAAAACAGAGGAUAAUGCCUACAUGCAAUUAUUUUUACUGGAGAUGAACAUUUUUUAAAGAAAGUACUUUAAUAUGUCAGUAUAUCCCAAAAAAUACGGUUGGAUAUCAGUAGUGCAAUUUCUUCAUAAUUACUUAGGCUCUAAUUAGCAAUCCAGUUUAAUAAAGUACAUUUGAAAUUUUUCUGUUAUAAUGAAACCUUUUAGUUCUAAGGAAAAUUUUUAAAUGAAAUGUCAAGUGCAUAAUGUAACAUUUUUCUCUGGACCGCGUUACCCUGUUAAAGUUGCUGUGUUGUUAAUUAAUUAAACAGGUGUAAGCAGCAUCUGGGAUUCAUAUGUAACCUGUUAAAAAUCCAGGACUAAAAGGAAAGAACUGUGGAAUUUAUCAGGGCAUGUGGAGUAGCUAAAACUCUUCACCCAGCUUUCAUUUUUAACUAAAUCUCUGCUAAGAAAAGAUUUCUAGCCUCUGAAUGGGAGGAAGGAAGGAAAGGCAAGAGCCAAACUGAACAGGUUGUGUCCAUAUUACUGGCCUGAGUCUAGGAGCAUGGUGGGUAUGUUCCAUUCCCACAGGCCUGGGACAUGGGAGGCCUGAGGAAUGAAUGUUCGGACACAUACCUCUGUGGCAUGCCUCAUGUUUACAAACCCUUCUCAUAUAUGUCUGUCGUCCUUGAGGGAUGGCAAGGUGGCCCCAUAAGAAUGAUCGUGAAUCACCUGCAGAGGGAAGGUUGACAGGGACAGACUCCCUAGAAUACACCAGGCGUAGGCUGCAGUUGCAUUUUAAAAGCAGAAAUGAAGUAACACAGAUGAAAGUUUAAAGGAAAACAAGCAAUAUGACUGAAGUGAUAUUUUUCUACAGUCAAAACUCAGAAGAUUUAGUCAUUUGUUUAUUGCUUUUAUACCAGAGGCAUAUUGUUAAAUUGGUUAAUGGGAAGGAAAAAUGUUUAACAGAUAAUGUUAUUCUUUAUGUGAAGUACCAUCUGUGUAUUGAGUACUGAAUGUUCCUGGAUAUGGAAGAGAGGAAAUGUUACGGAA
Messenger RNA from Leptonychotes weddellii (Weddell seal), 2693 nucleotides. RefSeq names its product transmembrane protein 242 (gene TMEM242). Lineage: Eukaryota; Metazoa; Chordata; Mammalia; Carnivora; Phocidae. The record is from RefSeq and is a predicted model, not a curated record.